GCCCGCUUUUGAAAUACAUUCAACCGUAAUUUUAGUUUAGUUCAAAGCAAAAAGAUACGCGGCGGGAUUUGAUACAUUUAUUUUUGUUUAAAGAAACUAGAAAAAACUGAAAUUAUGUCGAACAAAUAUAAUAGCGCGAUUGAAGAAAUGCAAAUAAUAACAAAGGAUUAUGUAGUAACGUUAACAGAUAUAUGGAGCACAAUGUUCGAUGAUGAAUCCUGUAAAGAGAAUUUAAAUAAAUUACUUGAACAUGCUAGUCAUUUCUAUCAAGAGUUGGUUGAACAAUCUUUGACAAGGCGCUCGUGUAUUGAAAAAGAGAUUAACGAGUUGAAAAGAGAGGCUGAAGAUAUAAAACGUUUGUUAAAAGUGGAGGUAAAUGUGCCGCAUAGAAUAAGCGAUACAACACCAUUAAUGGUAAUUCAAUACGAAUUGGACCGCAGUCUUGAGGACUUACGCCAGCAAUUGCUAGAGAGGCGCGCACAAAUUUCUCAAUUGCUCGAAGAACAAGCACUUUUAUGUGAUGAGCUUGGCGAACCAGAGCGUCCUCUACUUUCUGACCCAUUGCCUACGCCCUCCGAAAUAGAAGAUUUUCGGAGGCAUGUAGAAAAUUUGCACAAUGAAAAACAAAAACUUGAGAAGAAGCUCUUUACUAUGCGACGUGAUAUAAAGAAAUUUCUAGAUAUCUUGAAUUUUAAAUUACGUACGGAAAUGGAAAAAAAUUUGUUGCAUUCACGCCAUAUCAAACUAAACCAAGAGACGUUUGAAAACUUGCAGCACAUGUAUGAUUUGUAUGGCGGCCAAGUACAGGGGUUGAAGGAAAAUAUAGACGACAUGCGCAAGAAACUCGAUACUUUAUGGGAACGUUUAAGAACAUCGCCAAACACACGAUCAAAAUUUCAACAAUAUACCGAUUACAACCAAUUUACGUACGAUAUCAUAUACAGCGAACUGCUACGUUGUGAGACACUAAAGAGUCAAAAUAUUAAAACGUAUGUGGAACAAUUGCGGAAUGAAAUACGCGAGUGGUGGGAUAAAACUUUGAAGUCAGACUUGCAACGGAGCCGCUUUUCGCAUUUUCAAAGUACUUGUUAUACCGACGAUCUAUUAGUGUUGCACGAAUUAGAAUUAGAUGAUUUGAAACUAUAUUAUGAAAAUAAUCGUCAAUUGUUUGAAUUGUAUGCAGACCGUAAUAUUUUGUGGGAUCGCAUGCAAGCUUUGGAAGCUAAAGCUUCUGAACCGGGACGUUACAAUAACCGUGGCGGUCAAUUGCUAAAGGAGGAAAAGGAACGCAAAACUAUAGCUACUAAGUUGCCUAAAAUUGAGCAACAAAUACAACAGUUUGUGCAGAUGUAUGAAGAAAGGGAGCAUGCUCCCUUUUUAGUCUACGGUGAAAAUAUAGUCGACGUCAUGAAUUACCAGUGGGAGCAAAAACGUCUUAAAAAGGAGAAGUUAUCCUCAGCUCGUAAGAUUGCUAGUAAAUCACGGGUAAUUCAAAGCAAUGCUAGCAACGCUAUGGGCACCAAUAGCAUUACUAAGCGUACACCGAUGACUUUAAAAAAUGCCAGCUCUACGUUGUCGCUACGUAAAACGCCAUCAACUGUGGAUUUAACGGGCGUCUUCAGCAGCCAGAAGCGUAAACUGAAUCCAGCUGAAAAGGUAACACCUUUCGCCAAGCGUAGUCUAAUUGGAGCAUUUAAUAGUCCAAGUAUUUUCAUAAAACCCAGCAGCAGCGGCAAGAUUACUAAUAACAUCGGUAAAGCUAUUAAGAUUCCAACUAAAUUAAAGUCACCAUUGAAGAAGAAUCGCGUAAUAGGAACUACUAUUCGACGGCAGAGCGGGCGACGAAGCGUAAAUUUGAAAAAACGUCGCUCCAUUAAUAGUAAUUCCGGCCAGAAAGCUAAACCACCGAAAAUAAUUGUUACUGAAUAUACUACCGAUGACAGCAAUGGCGCUGACACCGACGGCGACACUUACGAUUCGUUUGAAAAAUGCAUCGAACCAAGAUCGAGAUCAUCUACUUUACAAUCAUCCAUCGCCAGCACAAGUAUCACCAGCGCUAAUCGGACUGCGCGUAUUAAACGGAUGCAGAAAUUGGCCAACGAUGAAAAUGUGCGACUUCAUAAACAACAGAGCAAUAGACGUGUGACCCCAAGUAAGCUCCAAAACAUGACACACAGUGCGUCCGUCAGCUUGACGCGAACUGCAAUCCAUGAAGGUGCUGCUGCUGCUAGAAGUGGACAACGUUCGCCAGCCAUUUGCAGCUCCAAUCGCAAGUUGGUCACUAAGAAUUUACCAAUACUUAUUUAAAGUGAAUGUAAAUUUUUCUUUUAUUACUUAUAUUUUCACUGCAAUUGUUUUGUUUCUCUCUGUCUAAAUAAGAUCAGUUUUAUGUUGUGUCUUUCGAGUCAAACUUUAUUUUUAUUGGGAUCUUUGGACCGAUUUUUGGAUGACUUUAUCAAUAAGCUUUUUGCUAAUUUAAGUUUUUAAAAAACAUCUUGUUAUAUUUUCUUCUUUUUUUUUGUAAACUAUAAUAUUUGAU
Molecule: messenger RNA, 2539 nt
Organism: Glossina fuscipes
Lineage: Eukaryota; Metazoa; Arthropoda; Insecta; Diptera; Glossinidae
Product: protein regulator of cytokinesis 1-like
Exons: 1
Coding region: 115-2307 (730 amino acids)
Biological process (GO): microtubule cytoskeleton organization; mitotic spindle midzone assembly
Cellular component (GO): cytoplasm; mitotic spindle midzone; spindle
Molecular function (GO): microtubule binding
Source: RefSeq, a predicted model, not a curated record